AUGCGAGACACGCGAUUUAACGCCAUCAUGACCGCCAUUGUCCCCACCGUUGCACAUGCCAGGGGCCUAACCCGGGGCUACAUGGCAUAUUACACCACCGAAGCCCAACUCUUCUUGAAAGAACGACCUCAUCCUCAUGCGACCGAAUCACUCCAAGCGAUUGGGUGUACCAUGGAGUCCGACAUUCUCACGAGGGGGAAGAUGUAUCAGCUCUCAGGCCCAUUUGGCCAACACCCCAUAUCGGGUCAAGCUAUGAUCAAACACAAUCGGUACACACAAUGCAAAGUGGGCACCCACACGCCAGAUCCCAACAACCUUGCUGGUAAAGCAAGUAUCAGUGCUCUCGGCAAGGUUUUAGACAUGCAAUUCGAUGAUGUGAACCAACCACUCGGCGGAUGGAAUCUCGACGUGGUAGCCGAACACGAGUUUGCUGACACAGCAACUACCCCUGGGCAAUCCCAUGUUUAUAAAUUUGAGAUGAUAUAUCGCUUUGGAGUUUAUACUCCACUGAUCAACGAGUGGCAUCAAAUUGAAAACGCUUCGGAAAUUUUGUUCCAUGGAACGCUACACUCCAAAGACCCUCUCACAGGUCGCUUCAUUGUACAUCACUUGUUCAUCAAGCCUGACAUUGCCCAUCUGAAACUUUCCGCUUAA
Messenger RNA from Melampsora larici-populina 98AG31, 654 nucleotides. RefSeq lists its product as uncharacterized. The transcript has 4 exons. The coding region runs from base 1 to 654 and encodes 217 amino acids. NCBI's taxonomy places the organism in Eukaryota, Fungi, Basidiomycota, Pucciniomycetes, Pucciniales, Melampsoraceae. The record is from RefSeq and is a predicted model, not a curated record.